GGAAUCCGCAGUGCAAGAAGUACAGAUGCACACGCAUGGACACGUACUCAUGACAGAUGCCAGCGCAGCUACCUAAGCGCACAAACGCUCGUGCACCUGUGCAGGUGCAUAGACGUUGGAAACGUUGAGCCUGAAUGGUCGGUGGUGCUGAGAACUCGCAAAAGCGGAGAACGAGGAGGGGAGGGUAUGGAAGUCUUCGUCGAAUGAGCUGUUUGCAAAUUGCAGAUCGACGGCAGUUCACCAAGCUCGCCCCCUCGCUUGUGAUUGAUUGAUGAGGUUUUUGUCGUACCUCGCGCUGCCAUCAUAAACGCGCGAUGAUCCAUCUUAACUCCGACAUGAAUCCCGCUGUACCCUCCGGAAGAUGUCCCUUUAUGCGGACGAGGGAUUCUGUAGCAGGGCGAGAGAUGACGGCAGGAAGCGGCGCAGCAGCGGAAUUGCGAGGUGGUGGUGAAACCGUAGGCAAGAGGGGUUGUCCAGCGGCGCGCUUGCAUGGCGCGUCGAAGUGCGCGGAGCGUGAAAAUGCGGAGGAGGUGGGCAGCAUGGCCGUGAUGGAGGUUUCAGACGAACGAAGGGCGGGGUGCAGAGCCGGGGUCGAGGAGGCGGAGGCCAGAUCUGGCGAGGAGUACUACCCAAGGUCAUCAUCCGCUGGUCCAAUGGGAAGGAAGACUGUCGGAGGAGGAGGAGGAGGAGGAGAGCAGGGAGUUGUUCCGCGGCCGUCGACAGGGGAGGAAGUGCGAGCGCGAGCGCGAGCGCUUGACGGCGCUUCGGGAGCUGGCUCGGGGACGGACGCGGGAACUGCUGCCGGUCCAAGUCCCAGGUGUCCGUUAGGAUACGAUGCGGGGGGUGGAUUCAGAAUCGGACCGCUAAGUUGCGUCAUCUGUCGGGCGCUACUUUACGACAGCUUUCGGUGCGUGCCUUGCCGCCACGUGUACUGCAGAGUUUGCAUAUCGCGGUUCUCCGACUGUCCGCUCUGCGGCGCCGACAUCGAACGUCUUGAGCCAGAUGCCGAGAUGCAGUCUCUGAUUGACAAAUUCAUCGACGGGCAUGGUCGCGCUCGACCGCGACAUCGUCAGACGGUGGUUGGGCUCGAUCCCGCGACCGUUGAUGCAGAGAUCGCAGCGGCCGCUUCGACAGCGGCGGCAGCGUGUCCAAGAAAGGCCUGCGGCGCUGACGUGGCAUCAUCAUCUCCCGGUAGCAUGAAGGAUGAUGUUGGCGGCCUGGAUGGCGUGGGGGGUGAGGGUUAUCUGCUGCGACAAGCUAUGUUGGCCUUUGUCGGGCAGAACUACGAGAGCGCAAGGAGCAGGCUCUUGCUGUGUCUGGAGGAUGCGCAGGCUGAACUCGCGUCCACGUCUACAACUGCUGAUGGGGAUUGGGACAGGUCGACCGAGCGCAUCUGCCACGUCGGAGCGGUUCUCGGUUCUCUGGGCGACGCUUGUCGAAUGAUGGGAGACGACGAGGGUGCUUUGCGACAUUACGAGGAAAGCGUGAAGGUUCUGUCGCGCGCCGCUCCUCCUGCCCCGGGCGCCAACGGCGACGAAGACGAAGAUUGCGACUCUGAGGUCGUCCACGCUCUUGCGGUCUCUCACAACAAGGUAGGUGAUCUCCAUUACCGCGCCAAUGAUUUGGAUAUGGCGGCAGCGUCGUAUCGGGAAGGAUUACGUGUUCGGAAGGAGGCGGCGAAUCGUUUUCACCGUCGAGGGAGAAUCCUCCACGCGGCGGCGAGGGGAAGCAUUCCUCCAUCUGACGGUGGAACUGGCUCUUCGGCUGGGAGAGAGGGAGGUGGGCAGGAUUUCUCUGCGCUCACGCCGCCUUCUCUCGUCGUCGACAUCGCUGUGUCACUGGCCAAAGUGGCGGAUGUCGCUAGAGCACAGGGAAACGAAGCAGCGGCGCUGCGGGGAUUCCGAGAGGCAAAGGACAUUGUUGACCGCUUGAUGAUCUCGAGAUCUAACGGCGGAGGCAAUGUGGAUGCAGGAGAUGGCUGCCAGCGGCAAUCUCCUGAGGGUUUGCGUGGUGGGGACAGGCAGCUGACCUCAUUGGUAACCUUCUUAUCCUCCGCACUCGGAGAGGCGCCGAAGGAAUCAUGAGAGUCAAGUCGGCGUCCAGAUGCGUUGCACCUGCUCAUUCUUCCAUCAGCGGCUGGCCGGUAUAAGUAAGUGUAAGGAACCACAGUGUGUGGCUCACCGAAGCCCACGAGAGACCAAACACGUUCCAUGUUGCAAUCGCCUCUCCAGGCACGCAGCAUGGGCUAUUUGCAUGCUGGGCACCUCUAUGAAUCUUGGCCCUCCAAAUUCUCACACUGAGGACCAGUCCAAGAUUCGGGGCAAUCAGCACCAAACCAAAGUUUUUUUUUUUUUUUUUUUUUUUUUUUUUUUUUUUUUUUUUCCUUCAUUCGUGGCGGUAGACGAAUUUUCGUCCCCUCGUUCCCUGUCUGUCUGUCUGUCUGGUUGUCUGGCUGUGUCUCGCUGCCCAUGCAGUGUGCUUGGAGCCUGAUUCCGCUGCCAGAUAGAAAUGGGAGGGAGGUAGAGGGAUCGCUGCUGGGCUCCUUCGAUCGUGCAGUCAUUGUGUCUUUUUACGUAUUACAAUAUGAUGAUGAUGCUGCCUUCGACUGAGCAGAACUGGUUGGUGGGGUUUGUUCGGUACGGGAAUGAAUGAAUGAUUGAUGU
This is a messenger RNA of Chara braunii, 2663 nucleotides long. Lineage: Eukaryota; Viridiplantae; Streptophyta; Charophyceae; Charales; Characeae. The record is from the annotation of a GenBank genome assembly.